GCGAUGGUGACGAUGGUUAGGCUCAGGAUUUAGUUAGGAAGGGGAAAAGGUUGAUGGUAGGGAUGGGUGCACGUUGGCAGUCAUGCAGGGUGCGUUACCGUCGAUAGAACGCGGCUUCGUUCGGACGAUCAGUUGCUCUCCGACCGCUGCGGUGGAAUGUUGUCGGUUCAGGAAGAACAAACCUCGCGUCGGUGAAACAAUGCGAUCGUAAUAACUUUAGUUUAAAAUAAAUUUAGUUUUUAGGAAGAGUCAAGUGAACGAAAUUUUAUUUUUAGUUGUGUGAUCAAAGUGUUUCGAACUAAUGAGUGUGAUUUUGUAGUGUGACUUUCAAACAACAAGUUUUUAUUGUGUCUUUCUUUGUGGACACGCAUUUGAAAAGAGAACGAGUCUUCGAGUAUGCGCGCGUGACGAUAUACACUGGGGGAUUAAGAAAGAAGAAUACUUUUCGUAUAAAAUCGUCCGUCAGAAAUCUGUCGAAAGAUCCUCUCGAUUAGAUCUCGACUAGAUCUCGAGAAUGGAGACUAAGUUGUUACGUUCGGUGCUUGGGUUGGGUCUUUUGUGUUGGCUCCUGGGAACGAAGGAGCGUUCGGUGAUUUUGGUCGACGGUAGGAGCAUCACCAGUUUGGAAGCACCGACCGGUUGCGAGUGGCGUCGAGAAGAAAAUGAAGAAGCCGGCGAAGAGGAGAGAACGUUGGCUUGCAACGUUAGAACUAUCGCUAACGUGGCCGGUCUUCUAGGAAAUCUUUCAAGUAUUCAAAUUGAUUCCAUAACUUCUUUGGGAUUGGAAUGCAGCGAUGUACUAUUCUUCGAGAGCCAAUUGGAGGGAUCCCGUGGUUUUCUUCCACCACUGCCAAGAUUGGAAAAACUUCGGGUGGAUUAUUGCAAAAUUCGUUACUUGCCGGCUGGUGCGUUUGCAUCCGCGCAAAAUCUUCGCGGCCUUUCCGUUCGCACUCACAACGGGGACUGGUCAGCUAUGACCUUGGAACUGGAUCGAGACGCCUUUCUCGGUCUGGCCGAUCUCGAGGAGCUCGAUCUCGGCGAUAACAAUCUUUGGACGCUACCGGCCGAACUUUUCUGUCCCGUGGCCAGUUUGUCGCGGUUGAAUCUGACGCGCAACAAGUUACAGGAUGCCACAGCUCUUGGUUUCGCCGAUCGCUUGCAUUCCUGCACGCCGAAUCUUCAAAGUUUGGAUUUGAGCGGCAACGAUCUCGGUGCGUUGCCCGAUCGCACGCUAGCCGGUUUGCCAUCCUUGACCGUUCUCAAGUUGCAAGAGAACGCUAUUUCCGCCGUGGGCGAUCACGCCUUGGCCGGUCUUCCUAAUUUGAGAUCGUUGAACAUUUCGAGCAACAAACUCGUCGCACUGCCACCGGAAUUGUUCGCCAAAACCAAGGAACUUCGGGAGCUCAUUUUGAGUAACAAUUCGUUGUCGGUGCUCGCGCCCGGUCUUUUGGACGCUCUUGAGGAAUUGCAAUUACUCGAUUUGAGCGGAAACGAACUGAACAGUCGUUGGGUCAAUCGGGAUACAUUUUCUCGACUUGGCAAUUUGCUUGUCUUGGAUCUUUCCUUCAAUACCUUGACGAAAAUCGAUUCUCGUGUAUUCGAAGGACUCUACAAUCUGCAGAUAUUGAAACUCGAGCACAACGAAAUUGAUAUGCUCUUGGAUGGAUGUUUCGCAUCUUUGACGAAUCUUCACACGUUGACGCUCUCCCAAAAUAAGAUAACACGAUUCGACCCCAGUCACGCGCACGGUCUCACCGCAUUGGAACAACUCUUCUUGGAUGGCAACAGAUUGCGAGCUUUGCAUCGGCGUGUAUUCGCCAACUUGACCGAACUCAAGGACUUGUCGCUCAGUGGUAAUUCCUUGACGGAGAUACCAUACGCCGUACGAGUUCUACACUCACUGAAAACCUUGGAUCUUGGUAACAAUCACGUGUCUAGGAUUGACAACGAAUCAUUCGCUGGAUUGAACGAGCUUUAUGGAUUACGUUUGGUCGACAACAAACUGGAGAACGUGUCUCGCGAGGCAUUCUCAACGUUGCCAGCAUUGCAGGUGCUCAAUCUUGCAAACAAUUUCAUUCGUCACGUCGAACAGAGCGCGUUUGCGAAGAAUCCCGUAUUGAGAGCCAUACGUUUGGAUGGGAAUCGAUUGACGGAGAUACGCGGUGCCUUUACCAGCCUUUCCACUUUGGUUUGGUUAAACGUUUCGGACAACAAGUUGUUAUGGUUCGACUAUAGUUAUUUACCAUCGAGCAUCGAGUGGUUGGACAUACACGCUAAUCAAAUAAGCGAACUUGGCAAUUAUUACAUGGUACGGAACGCUCUCAAUAUCAAAAUGCUCGACGCAAGUUUCAAUCUCGUAACCGAAAUAUCUGAAGCGAACGUUCCCGACAGCGUGGAGACUUUGUUCCUCAACAACAAUCGCAUAAGAACCGUCGCGGCUGGAACAUUUUUACGAAAGACUAAUCUUCAGAAGGUAGUGUUGUAUGGAAAUGAAAUAAAAAAUAUCGAAGUGGCAGCGUUGAGCUUGCAAUCGGUCCCGGAGGACAGGGAAAUGCCGAUCUUUUACAUAGGCAACAAUCCCAUACUCUGUGAUUGUACGAUGGAGUGGCUGCCGCGAAUAAAUGAGUUAGCUCGUUUGCGUCAACACCCGCGGGUACUCGAUCUCGAUUCCGUCAGUUGCGAAAUGGUGCACGCGCGCGCGACACCUCGCAGACCUUUACUGUCGUUGAAAUCGAAAGACUUUCUUUGCCGAUACGAGGCGCAUUGUUUCGCGUUAUGUCAUUGUUGCGAUUUCGACGCGUGCGACUGCGAAAUGACGUGUCCCGACAACUGUUCCUGUUAUCACGAUCACAGUUGGUCCAGCAACGUAGUGGAUUGUUCUAACGCCGGUUACAAACGCGUACCCGAACGCAUUCCAAUGGACGCGACAGAAAUUUAUUUGGACGGCAACGAGUUGGGUGACCUAGGCAGUCACGUUUUCAUCGGCAAACGACGUUUGGAGGUUUUGUAUUUGAACAACAGCGGGAUCGCUGCCAUUCACAAUCGCACGUUCAAUGGAGUCAACGCGUUGCGAGUUUUACACCUGGAGGACAAUUCGUUGCGAGAGCUGCGCGGCUUCGAGUUCGAUCAAUUGGAACGCAUGUCCGAACUUUAUCUCGAUCACAAUGCGAUCGCAACCGUGGGCAAUUCUACGUUCAAACGAAUGAAAAAUUUGGAAGUGCUGCGUUUGGACGGCAAUCGAAUCGUUGAUUUUCGUCCGUGGGAAGCCCUGCCCAGUGUUGGCGACGGUACCAAGGUUGCUCUCGAAGGCAACGCUUGGAGCUGCGAAUGCACCAACGCAGCGAGACUUCGUUCCUGGCUCGCCGAACACCGUGGUGAUCCCGAGAAGAUGUAUUGUCGAGAUGGCGUCGAGACCUUGGCCCAAGCCAUGAAGAGAUGCGGUGAUCCGUCGACAGAAGCGGUCAGCCGCGGGAUUCAAGAGAUUCCUCUGUUAGGUGGAAACUUUGUGCCACUCUUAGCCGGUGCUUUGGUGGCCGUGAUAGCGGUCUGCUUGUUCGUUGCCUUGGCGUUUGCCUUCCGCCAAGAUGUCAGACUUUGGGCACACGCGCGUUACGGUCUGAGAUUAGGCAAAAUGGCUAGCGUACCUGAUGAAGAACGUGACAGACUUUACGAUGGUUACAUCGUUUACAGCGAACGCGACGAAGAUUUCGUGUCACGAUUCCUAGCCGCCGAACUGGAAGCCUCCGGUCUAACCCUUUGCCUUCACUGGCGUGAUUUACCUCCCUCGAGAACUCAGGAAACGGUGCCGUCCGCGGCAGCCGCUGCCAGGCGCCUCCUCGUCGUCCUUUCGCCGAUUUUCCUCGCGAACGAGUGGCAACGCGUCGAAUUUCGUGCCGCUUUGCGUACGGCUUUGGAAAACAUCAGGCCUAGUUCGCGAAAGAGUCGAGUGGUCGUUUUGCUCGCCGCCGAGGCACCCACUCGGGAUCCGGAACUUCAAUUGUUGCUGACCAGUUGCACCGUCGUCGUAUGGGGCGAAAAAAGGUUUUGGGAAAAACUCAGGUUCGCCAUGCCCGAUUCUUUGGAUAAGAGGCGUCGCGACGCUGGCAAAAGGUCGAAGGAUCGUUCGAAGAAUCGGCGAGUGCCUGCGAGAUACACGCCGGCGCCAACUUCCGCUGCCGUAGACGUCUGGAGCAACGGCAACGCUGUCAAACCCGGGGUCCUCCUAGCGCCGGUUCACACCGCACCCACGCCGACGCCCACGCAAUCGACUUACGUCAGCUCGGCCUCGAGCAGGACCGAGGACGAAGACAGCGGUGCCGAGCAUCAGAACAACCAUCACCCUCCUCAUCACCAUCAUCACCAUCAUCAUCAACAACAGCAACAUCCGCACAACAACUCGGCUCCUCCCAAUGGGAGACCUACCAGCGUUUCAUCCAGAGGCAGCCAUCUUUACAGUACCAUACCGGAACCCCCGGUCGUCGUGGUACCUUCCGCGCCACCCGGUGAUACCUCUAACAAUCCGCGUACUUAUUUCGUCUAGUACCAACACAAGAGAUGAGGUAUUUUUUCUUCCAUUACGACGUAGAUUUCUGAUCUACAAAACGGGGAGAAAUAUUUUGCCGUGGAGGAUCGGAUCGCGCUGGAUACGCGCCAAUUCUUCCAAUUCGUCGACUAUACCUGUGUGUGCCCUUUUUUUUAUUAUAUUUACCAUUGGGAAUAGGCCCCUUUUUUAUGUUGGCUCUCUUACAAACAAGAAAAACCACAUUCUUUUUUUGCUCUUCAUUAUAUUUCUUUCAUCUUUCGAGAUUUCGCUUUUUCUUAUUAAAAGA
Messenger RNA from Polistes dominula (European paper wasp), 4829 nucleotides. RefSeq names its product toll-like receptor Tollo. Gene Ontology annotation, cellular component: extracellular matrix. Gene Ontology annotation, biological process: signal transduction. The record is from RefSeq and is a predicted model, not a curated record. NCBI's taxonomy places the organism in Eukaryota, Metazoa, Arthropoda, Insecta, Hymenoptera, Vespidae. Gene Ontology annotation, molecular function: protein binding.